Molecule: messenger RNA, 1615 nt
Organism: Drosophila virilis
Lineage: Eukaryota; Metazoa; Arthropoda; Insecta; Diptera; Drosophilidae
Product: glucose-induced degradation protein 8 homolog
Molecular function (GO): protein binding
Source: RefSeq, a predicted model, not a curated record
UGUGCGGCGUCAUUUGCUGCAACAGCCAAUGCGCUGGAAUUAGCCGCAGCUGGUCGGCAUCUUUGAUUUAUGCGCGCCUGUGUCCCGUAUUCGGAAGCGCCCACACAAGUACGCGGUACAGUGGACAGAAGAGUCAGGCGACGAGCAACGCGGCACCCACACAGGCGCUGCCAGACGGCACAGGCGCACAGGAAAGAGCGCAGCAGUGCAGAGCGGCUGCAGCCAGCGCCAGACAGAUGACGUUGACGUCCUGCGCAGUCGGCAUCAACUGGAGACCGCUCCCGCAUAGCCAGGCAACACUGUGCCGGCUGCAUGCAACCCCCAAAAAUGUGCAACUGCGUGGGCGUACAGAGUUUGUGCAGCCUGGAAGCGAUUUGGAUUCGAGCUGCUGCCAGGCGAGAUACAUAAAACACACGGAAGGAAACGUAGCUGCAGCUGCAGUCGCAGUCGCCGUCGCAGUAGCAAUCGCAUCCGCAUCUUGGCCUGGGCAGGCUGCAGCCAGGCCAAUCGAAUUUUGAGUGCGCAGUAAAUGAAAUAAUUAUUUUUUUUGCAAGUGCUGUGAAAAAAUACAUCUGCAUGGAGCUCGUGCUGGAGGAUCAUCUAUUCCUGGCCUCCCUCAGCCUGCUGGCCCUGGAAUUCUAUUGCCUGGUCCGUUUGCUGGUCAUCAUCUACCAUAUACUCGACUGCGUUCUGGCCACCAUCAACACUUGGCUACACACCAAUUAGCCAGACGAUAGCAACAACAACUGGGCCACACAAAUAGUAUUAUUAACAAGAACAGCAGCAACAACAACAACAGCGAUCUCCCACGGAAGUGCAGAAUUGUCUGAGAUGGCGGCGGGCAGCAAUCAGAGAACUGGUUGGUCGCAUCGCAUGAAGAGCUUUCAGUCCAAGCAGGCGGACAUUAAUCGUUUGAUAAUGAAGUAUUUGGUGGCAGAGGGCUAUUUGGAUGUGGCGCAGGGAUUCGAGGCGGUGGCCAGGCUGGAAUCGGGCGCACAGGCGGAUCCCGUCGAGUAUCAGGAGCGCAUAAGGAAGGCGGUGCGAACGGCCCAGGUGCAGUACGCCAUUGACAUGGCCAAGAGACUGUACCCAAAGUUGUUUGAGAGCGAGAACUACAUGUACUUCCACAUGCAGCAGCUGCGCCUCAUCGAGCUGAUCCGUGAACGGAAUCUGGAGCGCAACUCCGGCAGCGGCGUCUCCGUUGAAACGGAACCAUCCGCAGAGAGUUCGCUUGGAGACGAUCUCCUGCAACACAGCUGCAGGCAGCAGGUGAGCCAUGAGCUGGAAUCGACCCUGCUCAAGUACGAGCAGACGGCGAGCAUGGAACCGAAAAUGAUGUUCCUCGUCAAGCUGAUACUCUGGGCACAGAGCAGGCUCGACAAAGAUGGCUGUGCCGGGCGCUGUCAGCUGGAUCUCGAGGCCGCCGACUUUGAAGUGGAGCUGAAGCGCGCUUUGCAAAACGAUUAGAAUAUCGUGCAGCAUGCCCAAAGGGCGAAUCCGGUGUCUACUGCUACUAUACAGAUCUAUAAAUCUAUAUUUAUAUAUGUGUACAAAUACAAUUUUUUUUUUUAGAUGUGCUUAAAUACAAUGUUCUAAUAUCUUGAUGUGCAACAGC